UCCCCUCCCAAUCAUGUGAUUCGGGUGUCCCAAUCCCCUCCAUAUCAUGUGAUUCAAGUGUUCCAAUCCCCUCCCAAUCAUGUGAUUCGGGUGUUCCAAUCCCCUCCAUACCAUGUGAUUCGGGUGUUCCAAUCCCCUCCAUAUCAUGUGAUUCGGGUGUUCCAAUCCCCUCCAUAUCAUGUGAUUCGGGUGUUCCAAUCCCCUCCAUAUCAUGUGAUUCGGGUGUUCCAAUCCCCUCCAUAUCAUGUGAUUCAGAUGCUCCAAUCCCCUCCACAUCAUGUGAUUCAGGUGUUCCAAUCCCCUCCAUAUCAUGUGAUUCAGGUGUUCCAAUCCCCUCCAUAUCAUGUGAUUCAGGUGUUCCAAUCCCCUCCAUAUCAUGUGAUUCAGGUGUUCCAAUCCCCUCCCAAUCAUGUGAUUCAGGUGUCCCAACCCCCUCCAUAUCAUGUGAUUCAGGUGUUCCAAUCCCCUCCAUAUCAUGUGAUUCAGGUGCUCCAAUCCCCUCCACAUCAUGUGAUUCAGGUGUUCCAAUCCCCUCCCAAUCAU
Messenger RNA from Staurois parvus, 543 nucleotides. Lineage: Eukaryota; Metazoa; Chordata; Amphibia; Anura; Ranidae. The record is from the annotation of a GenBank genome assembly.